GUUUCCCAGCAAUUUGAUCUGAGCAUCUCUCUCUCUCUAUCCUCCACAACUACACACCCGCGGUCGCGUUCACAGCUGAUGCUGAUGCUGUUUCAGAUACAGAGAGUUUCAGCAUCACCUCACGCGUCAUUCAGUCGAGUUCGGGUUCUCCAUCGUAUCGGCACGGAAGAAAACACAUCGUUACUGGUGGAAGCACUGGCUGUCCAAAUGGCGAACCCUAAACAAUGAGCAAUCCCGCCAUUUUGAAUUCAUCAUUACAAAAGACGUUUUUGUGAAGAACGACACCUAUGGAUGCUUCUUCGUCCCCUACGCCAGAAAACGUCAGCAACAGCACGGCUGGGUUGGGCCAGGUGACAUGGGCGGAGUCCAACGUGUGCCCGCCUUCUGUGAGCGGCACGACCCUUCUGAUCGUGGCGUACAGCACCGUUAUAGCGGUGGGUUUGGUGGGCAACGCCGGUUUGGUCUACAUCAUAUCCAGGCAGAAGGAAAUGAGGAACGUCACCAAUAUCCUCAUCGCCAACCUCUCGUGCUCCGACAUCCUCAUGUGCGUGGUGUGCCUCCCCGUGACUGUCAUCUACACCCUAAUGGACCGCUGGAUCUUCGGAGAGAUGCUGUGUAAGGUCACGCCGUUCGUGCAGUGCAUGUCGGUCACGGUUUCGAUCUUCUCGCUGGUUCUGAUUGCUUUGGAGCGACAUCAACUCAUCAUCCACCCCACGGGUUGGACACCCGCCGCCGGGCAUUCUUAUCUGGCCGUGGCGGUCACGUGGAUGGUGGCCUGUUUCAUUUCUCUACCUUUCCUCUCGUUCAACAUCCUCACCAAUGCUCCUUUCCAGAACCUCAGCCUGCCCUUUAACCCCUUUAGCGACCACGUGAUCUGCAUGGAGCUCUGGCCGUCCGAACGCAACCGCUUGGCCUACACCACUUCUCUUCUGCUGUUCCAAUACUGUCUCCCCUUGCUCCUGAUUCUGCUCUGCUACCUGCGCAUCUUCCUGCGUCUGCGCAGACGACGAGACAUGGUGGAGCAGGCCACCGAAGCCCGGCGAAGGAAAACGCGAGGUGCUCAGCGCGUCAACGCCAUGCUGGUCGUGAUCGUGGUUGCCUUCGCGCUAUGCUGGCUGCCGCUCAACGUCUUCAACACAAUCUUUGACUGGUACCACCAAGCCCUACCUUCAUGCCAGCAUGAUGUCAUCUUCUCCGCCUGUCACCUGACCGCCAUGGCCUCCAUCUGCGUCAACCCGGUGGUGUACGGCUUUCUCAACACCAACUUUCAGAAAGAGCUCAAAGCAACGCUUCAGCGCUGCCACUGCGGCUGGGGUGUAGCGGAGACCUACGAAAACUUUCCUCUUUCAACGGUGACCACAGACGUUACCAAGGUCACCUCCAUGCAGCGAGGGUCUCUGAUCAGAUCCGAACAGUGCGCUCACCGCUAAAGAGAGGAGAAAGGGAACGAGGUAUCGUAGGGGAGGGGGUCGAGGAUGAGCUGGCACUGUUUCCAUGGAGAUGCGGGAAUUGCUAUGUGGGUUUCUGCAUCCGUUCUUACCCAAGAGAUCUAAAAACAACCUCUACCCACCGUUGCUACGUUUCAGGUUCAGGUCUUCAUGAUCCUAUAAGAACGCAGCAUGGUGUUAUGUUAACGACUUAUUAAGAUGUAUGUGGGAUGCUCAGGUGUUAUUCCUGUCACGAUGAACGACUGAAUCUCAUUAGGAAUGUGGUCGUUCCUGUGACAACACUUUUAGGCUGUUGUGUCAUGAGAGAAAGGACGAAUACAUAAGAAUGAUUUGUAAGACGUUUUUAAUGACUGUAUCAGAUGUUUUUAGCUGACGAACAUCGAACAGGACGUUAUCAUUAUAGUGAAAGUCAUCUUCGUGCACUCAUUUAGUUGCAAUCUUCACCUAUUCUGUAUUUUUAGUUGAUGUGGUCAUAGAUUUUUAAAUAAAUUGUAACUGUUCCUUUUAUUGCACUGGAAAAACUGCACUUUCUUACUUAGUAUUUUUGUCUCAUUUUCAGUAAAAA
This is a messenger RNA of Paramisgurnus dabryanus, 2013 nucleotides long. RefSeq names its product neuropeptide Y receptor Y8a (gene npy8ar). NCBI's taxonomy places the organism in Eukaryota, Metazoa, Chordata, Actinopteri, Cypriniformes, Cobitidae. Gene Ontology annotation, molecular function: neuropeptide binding; neuropeptide Y receptor activity. The record is from RefSeq and is a predicted model, not a curated record. Gene Ontology annotation, biological process: G protein-coupled receptor signaling pathway. Gene Ontology annotation, cellular component: plasma membrane; neuron projection.